AUGGUAACAGCGACCAAAGCGAUACACUAUACCUUCUGCAGGAAGGCAAGUGUUGUGCCUAACUUCUGUGUGCAAGCAAACAGGAUCAAGGGUGACCGCUCCUUCCUCUGCAGUGACGGGUCGUAUAGGUUAGUGCGAGAGGCUCGGGAAGGCUUAAGUCUUCCCGACUUCCACGCCAAUUUAUUAGACCAAAAGAAGAAGAAGAAGAAGAAGAAGAAGAAGAAGAAGAAGAAGAAGAAGAAGAAGAAGAAGAAGAAGAAGAAGAAGAAGAAGAAGAAGAAGAAGAAAAGACAUAGCUGGGGAACAAAAUCAGGACAGGUCAAGAAUAUGAUGAAUCAAAAGACUCUAGGUUCGAUGACACGCUGA
This is a messenger RNA of Fusarium musae, 366 nucleotides long. RefSeq lists its product as uncharacterized. The transcript is spliced from 2 exons. The record is from RefSeq and is a predicted model, not a curated record. NCBI's taxonomy places the organism in Eukaryota, Fungi, Ascomycota, Sordariomycetes, Hypocreales, Nectriaceae. The coding region runs from base 1 to 366 and encodes 121 amino acids.